This is a messenger RNA of Diprion similis, 3162 nucleotides long. RefSeq names its product WEB family protein At4g27595, chloroplastic (gene twy). Bases 104 to 3064 code for a protein of 986 amino acids. Gene Ontology annotation, cellular component: ciliary transition fiber; ciliary basal body; centriole. NCBI's taxonomy places the organism in Eukaryota, Metazoa, Arthropoda, Insecta, Hymenoptera, Diprionidae. The record is from RefSeq and is a predicted model, not a curated record. Gene Ontology annotation, biological process: establishment of epithelial cell polarity; cilium assembly. The transcript is spliced from 13 exons.
CUGUCAGACGCCGGACUUGCCGGGCCCAGAGUUCUGAGAUAAGUUGAAUUUGAAACGGCCGAUCAGACGUGUGUCUGCAUUAGACGUUGACGUCUCAGCGGAUAUGGAUGACCUGGACGAUCUGGAGGACGAUUUAUUUGGGACGAUUGUGAGGAGGAAAAAUUCUUAUCCUGGACCAGAAAUUCCGAAAUCUAACACACAAGCCACUUCUGGUAUAAAGAAGAAAGUUGUGUUUCAUGAUUUUAAUGAAGAUGAUCCAUUGGGGGAUCUUCUCUCAGAGGAGGAAGACUCCCAGCCCAACACCGGUGCCAAUAUAAAAGGAAGUAUCAUGUCAGAUUUAUUUGGUAUAAAAGGAUCUGAUUCUUUAGAAGCAAACACUCACCAAAACAAAUCUCAGUCAAAGUUAAUUUCAUCAGUCGAAAAGGUCGCAGCAGUAGCUGACAAAUUAUCAGCCAAGUCAGGUGACCAGAGUGGACUAUCAAUCGCUCCUCCAACUGAAAUUACUGAGGAAAUAUGCAGACCUACCACCCCUCUACGAAGUAAUAUACUUAGCAAAAAUGCAGUAGCGACCAGCACUACUGAUAGAACUGGCAAAGCUGGGGACAAGUCCAAAAAGUCAUACCUGAUGGAGGAUCUGUUUGGUAACAGAGCGAAGGAUAAGGUUCCAGUUAAAGAUCCGACUGUGGCUGGAAUAGAUAUGUCAGAGAUUCAGAAAAAGUCAGAGCAGUUGUCGAAACCAAAUUCUGUAGGAUAUGCGCCUACCCUCUCUGCCCCCAGAGAAUCUCGCAGAAGUAGGAGAAGCUCUGGCGGGAUUAUAGAUCCUCUUGGGAUGUUUUCUUCCCCAACUCUGCCAUUUGAGACAUCUACAGCACAGAAUUCCGAGGUAACCGCAUCUAAAUUGGAUUACUCAUCAUCUUCUGGACUAAAGGAUGCUAGAAUGGCAGUUGGUGCAUCUGUUAAGAGCAAUCCAGAGUUACCAUCUGAAGAUUUGCCUGAGUGGCUAGGUGGUCCGAAAAAGUUGGAUAAAAACGUUUUAGAAGAAAAAUUUCCUAAAAAAAACGUCACGCCGGAGAUAACUAAGUCUGGGGAUAAACCUUUGAAUGCUGCUCAUGCAUUAGACACAUCAAGAGAUCAAGGAGUGGAGAAUUCUGAGUAUCUUCCAGCUCAAUCAAGCUUGGAUCGUUCACAAAAUUAUCCUGAACAUUUGUCGUUGAUGACUGGCAUUCAAUUCGAUCAGCAGGCAACAAUGUUAUCUCUGCAACAACAGGAGCAUGAGUUGAGGACAGCAGCGACGUUGUCUCGACAAAGUGAGCAGUUAAAUAAGAUGAUUGACAGCCAAAGAGGAAGACUUAAUGAUCAAGAAAAACAGUUUAGUCUACUCAUAAAACGUCAAAUUGAUCGGCAAGAAUUGCUUGAGGCACAAAUGAAGGCACAGCAGGAUCGUAUAAACAGCCACCUUCAGGCAUUGUUAGCUCAACCUACUUCUCUCCCCUUCAUGCCACCAACGAUUCAGAAUAACGAUUUAGCUGAGGGCAGUGAUGAAAACAAAAAGGAUCAGGGUACAUUAGAAGUAAUUAUUCGCAAAUUAGAAACCGAGAAACUUGACUUUGAAAAUAUUAUUGACAAACUAAAAGAUCAGCAUUCCAAAGAAAUCGCAAUAAUUGAAGAGUCUUACAUGCGGCAAAUAGAAAUAAUGAAUCAAGGGUCAGUGAGAUUAGAGAAGCGCUUGCGACAGGAUGUAGAAUUAGCAGAAGCUGAUUAUGAGGCUAGAAUACAGAAGGUGAAAGAAGAGCAAGAAAGUCUAAAAAUAGCACAUGGUGAGGAAUUAGAAAACCUUAAGAUGGAACACAUAAAACAAAUACAAGAAAUGAGAAACAGGCAACAUCAUAAUAUACAGCUCAUACAAAAUGAGUAUGUAGAAACUAUUCAAAACAUCAGUAAGGCUAAGGAGAUUGAACAACAAACUAUAAAUAGUGCCACCACCCAGACUGCAGCUCUUAGUGACACACUGCAAGUCAUGAAAAACACAAUUGGCGAAAUCGAGGAGUUGAAAAUUAAACUCCAAAAUAAUAUGGAUGAAAGUAACAAAGCAAAGGAAUAUAUUCUAAAACAGCACAUUGACGAAAUAAAAGAUUUAAAAGAUCAUUUAAAGAAACAGCACGAAGUACUAGAAGUAGAUCGCAAGGACUUAGCUGAAGCAUUGCGACAUUUGGAUGAUGGAGCUGUGCGUUUGAUCUCUGAAUUUGAUAGAUAUACUAAGGAGAAUUUAGAGGCUGAAAAAAGACUUAAAAAUAGAGAAGAAACACUUAUUAGAGACAGAGAGUUGCUGGACCAGCAUAUUCAAUGGGAACGCAAUCAUAUACAAGUAAUGAAAGAAACGUGGAUCAAAGAACAGGAGCGCCAGAUUAAGCAACUCUCUGAAGAACGGAAUAGCAUUGCAACAGAGAGAGCAAGACUAGAAACAAUUCAGAGAUUAAAAUUUGACGAUGAUGAUGCAACCAAAGCUGAGCUUGAGGCUGCUCUUUGCACAGCACGUGAUGCCACUAAUUUGGCCAACCGAGAAAGGCAGAAAUGGAGAGAGAGGCUAAACGAACUUCAGAUAGAAAAACAGAAAAUCAAAGAAAAAGAAAAUGCUUUGACGCUACGUGCCAGAGAACUCGAGGAUCUGACACAGUCUGCCUUGGGGAAAAGAGAAGAAGGUCUUAGGGCAUUGAAAGAAGCUCAUCAUCUCGAUGAACAGUACAAGGUAUACUUUGGUCAGCUACAAAUGCAAUCAGAAGCAUUGGCGCAAAGAGAAAACAAGCUGGCAGCUGAAAAAUUAGCUUUGGCAAGAGAAAGAUUGGCAUUGAGGAUGAAUCAGACAGAGAAACCUGAGAAAGAUACAGGCGGGUCAGAGUUCCAUACUGAACAGCACUCCCAAUAUCCCUUGCAAUUCAAUAAUUUUCAUGAUUCACAAAUAUUUACAACGCAUUUUAAGGACAUCGUAGAUCCACGUUUGGUGCUAUUAAAGUUAGGCUUGGAUAACGAGCUAGAUGUAACCGAUGACUGCCUAGGAACUGUGUAAAAUAUCGGUCAACAGUUGGCCAAGUUGUUACAAAUGUAUAAAAAAACUUUUGUAAAAUGAUGUAAAUCUAUAGGUAGCAUCACGCCUUUCUUCAUCUA